UUACUUUUAAAACUAGUCCCGGCUGAUCUAAGCAAAAUAUCCUAUAAAAGUGUAAAAAGUUCACACCUGGAAAGGGAAACAAAAUCUUUGAUUAGUGGUAAAGGGCAAGGGACAGACAUACCUGGGUCUGAACCUGAGCGCUGCCACAACUGACUUGGUGGCCUUGGGUUAUUGACUUUCAGUCUCUUUCUUCAUCUGCAAAAUUGAGUAAAUAACAGGGCUAAUAGCUGCCUCAUGAGAUUCGAAGGUGUGAUGGGACCACGCCAGCCACUUGUGCGGCCCACCUGGCUGGGGUGGCAGGGGCCCUCGUAAACAGUGCCCCUCCUCCCCUCCCAAGCCUGAACCAGGGAGGCAUGUGAAGGGCAAAAUGUGCCCUACUACUGAUCGGAGCCUUUGCUGGCGUGACGUGGGGCUGCUUAGGCUGAGUGCCAGUUACACACUUGCCUGCCUGCUUGCUGGGAGCCCUGGGAGCUGCACCCUCCCCUGGGGUGGGGCUGGGCUGGCUUGGGAGCAGAGCAGAGCAUGCACCCUGGUGGGAGAGGUUGGGCUGCAUGCCUUGUUAUGCUCCUGAAGAUUCGACUAACUCCUUCCACCUCUGGGGAAGAGAAAUAGGCAGAAUACAUUGGGAACAUCCUUCCUCAUGACACCAGAGCACAGGGAUGGGCGCUCCCUCCAGUGCCUGGCCUGUAGCAGGGACCCUGAGGACCUCUGACAGUAGCACCGCUCCAAGGCCAGGCACACCAGUGCGUCUGUGUGGGUGGUCACAGGAAUGCCAGAGUGCGUUAGAGAUGGGGAGAGUGUUGCAGAGGGAUGGGUGCACUGGGUCCUGCCUGUAUUUUUGAAAACUGCAUGUGUACGUAGUAAAUGUACAGUCAUUUUAGCAGAGGUCUGGGUGAGUGCGUGUGAACUAAACAGCUGGCAGUGGUCUUGCGUUGAAUUGCUGGGGAUUAUCAUUGUCUAUGUUUUGUUUACCUCUUGAAAUACUUCUACAAUGUGUAUUUUAUGUUUGUAAUUGCUGAGAACUAACAAGAUAGAAAAGUAAAGCAAAACAGGAUAUGAGACUGAGUAGCACGGUCCUGACUUCAUACUAUAUUGGGGCAGAAAAAAGGCCAGAGGAGAAGUAAUGUCAGUGUAGUGAUCUGAGUGGUGGGGUUAAAGGUAAUUUAAUUUUUAUUUUUAAAGUUUUUCUCAACUAUCAUACUUACCUUUAUACCCUGGGUGGGGGGGAAACUAGUUAAAAGUAAUUUUUGUGAACAAGAGAAUGAUUUUAACCAAGUUAAUGGGCCUCUAACUCAGAAAAGCAUUCUCAGUGCAUGCAACCAGGCAGUGGUCAUAAAUGCUGUGGCACAGGGCACGCCGGGAGGGCCACUGCUCCAGGAAGCCGGGCUGCGGGUCUCCGUGGAGAGAAAUGCCUCCCGUCUGCUGCUGUUCGGAUGCCCCUUCUUGCUGUCAGGGUUCAGCUGCUUUUUCAUCGCGGGGAGAACUGCAUCUGAAUAGUCAGGUGGACUAUUACCAUUUUUUAAGCAUGGGUUAAUUUUGCUGUAACAGAUUCAAAAAUGGUGUUUCCAACAAGAAACAUGGCUUCUCAUGUUCCAUCUCACAGGCACUUGGGCAGCUCCGCCCCUCAAGGUCUCUGGGAGCCUGCCAUGCUGCGUUGUCACCUGUCACUGUGGGCUGGGUGAGGGGCUGGGACACGCACACACCUCUUCCAUUCCUGGGUCCUUGGCUGGAAUCAGUCACACCUCACUUCAGGGCCCAUUAAGAAAUGUCAUUUGCAGGUGGCCGUGUGAACACUAAAAUUUCUGGAGGGAUUUCUGUCACUAAAAGGAAGCAGGAUGCUGGGCGGUCUUCAGUCUGCCACAGUUUACCCCACUGGCCACCUGGUCCCACAUCAAGCCUCCCCAAAUGCUGCCCUCCACACCCAGCGAGAGAGCAGGGUGGUCACAUAGACGCGUGCACUCAGGAAGGGGGAGAACCCCAAACCCACAGCAGUUGCUGGUCCACAGCUGCCAUGGUUCCGGGUAGAAUUUGCAAAGGUAGCCUGAACAAGUGGCCACUGAUCGAAGUGUUCCCAGGACCCAGUGGAAAUGAGGCCCUCCGUCGACUGAAAGAGAAGUACAGGGCCACUCACAGCUGUUCUGCUCAUAACCCCGAGCUGCCCGCAGCCCAGCUGUGGGUCUGGAUUUUUGAAUGGAGUCCAAGCCACUUCCUUCCCCUCUGCUCCCUGGCCAGUCGGGCCCCUGGGGUCAGAGGUGGAGCCCAGGGAAACCGCCCCAAGGGUUCUGACAGGUGACUCGAAGGCAACCCCAGACUCUGAAUUUCUGAGCAUGGAAAUCUGCAGACGGCAACAUCAGAAGCCCUCACGGUGAUGGAGCUUGCUGCCCCUGCAUCUGGGGGGGCCCCCGAACUCAGGUUGAGGGGGCUGUUGGGAAACCUGGAAGGGCAGAGCCUGCGGAGCUGUGCCUCCCAGGAGGCAGGUUUCAAGCAAGUGACGGUCACCCACUGGAAGAUCCAAGCAGGAGAAGCAGCCCUGGUGGGUGGUAGGUCAGGGGGGAGCCCGGUCCUGAGCUCCAACCUCCUCAUACUUCAGAGGGAGCUUAUAGAAGGGGAGGCCCACCCGCACAGGUGCGACGCGCGCGGGGAGGGGUUCGGCCAAAGCGCCUGCCUUGCCGAGCACCGGCAAGCUCACGCCGGAGGGAGGCUCUACGUGUGCGACGUGUGUGGGGAGGACUUCGUCCACCUCGCGGGCCUUGGGGAGCACCAGAAAACGCACGCGGGAGAAAAGGCGUUCAGGUGCGCCCAGUGUGGGAAGGGUUUCUGUCACAGCGCGGACCUGGCCCGGCACCAGCGGGUUCACACCCGCGAGAGGCCUUUUGAAUGCAAGGAGUGCGGGAAGGGCUUCAGCCAGAGCUCGCUGCUCAUUCGACAUCAGAGGAUUCACACAGGCGAGCGGCCCUCCGAGUGCAACGAGUGUGGGAAGGCCUUCAUCCGCAGCUCCAGCCUGGCCUGGUUCACUGAACCCCCGGAGGUGCUGCCCUCACCUGAGUACUCAUUGCACCCUCUGAGGGGCCUGUCCGGUGGCACCCUGCCCCUGCUGAGUGACCAGAAGCUAAGCAGGGUCAGUGGCUUUUUGCGGGUUGGGGGUGGGCUUGCUGUGGUCCUGCUCACCACACUGGCCUGGAAAUCCUAGGGAGGGUCUCUGGGUGGCAUGUGAAAAGCCCCCAUGGCGCCUGUGUGGUGAGCAGUGGUUACAUGGGGCAGGAACCACAGAGCAGUGAGCAGGGGACAGAGGAGAGUGGUCUGAGAGGGGCUUAGACUGGAGGUGCCCAUUGGGGCCGUCCCACCCCCUCUGCUGCUGGGUGUCCCUGGGACUGGUAUCCCAUGUGGCCCAGCCUCAAGGCCAUGCUCUCCUCCAUCCCCAUAGCCGCUGUCGGGGUGGCAGGCAGCCUGAUGGGGCAGACGAGGGCUGAGUCUGAGCUCUCUGUUCAGCAGCAGAUGCCGGAAGGCCAUGCAGGGAAUGAGGAACUACCAGAACUAGCCCAGCAGGAUUUUUAAAAUAAAUUUUUUUAAUCAGAGCAUAACAUACACACAGAUAU
Messenger RNA from Vicugna pacos (alpaca), 3596 nucleotides. NCBI's taxonomy places the organism in Eukaryota, Metazoa, Chordata, Mammalia, Artiodactyla, Camelidae. The record is from RefSeq and is a predicted model, not a curated record.